Hypoxylon fragiforme is the source of this 1565-nucleotide messenger RNA. RefSeq lists its product as uncharacterized. The transcript has a single exon. The record is from RefSeq and is a predicted model, not a curated record. Lineage: Eukaryota; Fungi; Ascomycota; Sordariomycetes; Xylariales; Hypoxylaceae. Bases 307 to 1401 code for a protein of 364 amino acids.
AUGUACUGUAAUUAUGUACAUACUAGGUAGGUGUGUAUCACUACCAGCCCCUAGUUGAGCGAAUUCCCGUAUUCGUGCACGAAAUGUUUUCUUCUUCUCCUUUCUUUCCCAUCGUAUCAUGCUAGAACCUAAGGAUUUACACCGCUGGAGACGAACGUAAACACAUACCUACCUACCUAGGUACAACACACAUACACGCCCUACACAGACACAGACACACAUACACACAACUUUGCCCCAUCGAGAUCGUAAGAGCGUCCAUCUACAGCAGUGAAGCAUAUGUCGUGAGAUAGAGGAGUACACAGGAUGAGGUUCCUGGCGCUCCCGCCUUCAUUGCUGCUCAGCAUCGUCGUGCAGGCACAGAUAUCGAUGGCAGAAUUACAGAACGACUUCUCGGCAUAUCCCAUAGACUCGCAACAAUGUCUCAGCGACGCGGCGGACCAGAGUCAAUGCACGGGGAACACGGGGGCAGAGAUGAACGGGUGCCUUUGUAAGAAUAGAGGAAAUUUCAUCUACAAUACGGCGUCAUGUGUCGCGACGCAAAGUCCCAAAGAUUUGUCCGCGGUCUACGACACACUAGAAAAUAACUGUGCUGGCACCGGCAUCACUAUCGCUGUAUCUAAGAGUGCCUUCAUGUCACAGGCCAUAGCGGCCACCCAGACAACAAGCUCCGCGACACCCACUGAAACUGGUGUGCCCACCACCGCCACCACCGCCGCCGCCGCCGCCACCCAGGCAUCAUCAACUCGUGGUCUCUCAACAGCCGCCAUGAUUGGCGUUGCUGUUGGGCUCGGACUCUUGGGGAUCGGUCUGUGCAUAGCCGGGUGGUUCGUAUGGCUAUACUCACGACGCCGGAAACUCUCCCAAUCGCCAUCGCCGAACCCGAACGCCCGCGACGUCGAGCUCACGCAAAACAGCAACAACCACAACGGCAGCACCAGCAACUUCAGCCACUUCAACUACGAGACGACACCCAACACCCCGGCCCCGGAGUACGCGCAGCACAACCCGCAGUUCGGCGCCGUGGAGCUCUCGCAUGGGAAGCGCGACACCUACCAGGAGCUGCCCGCCCACGGCUCCGGCAAGGAGUUCAAGGAGCUGCCGACGGAGUACUACGGGGGCUCCUACCCGCGGCCGGACGACAAGCGGUCGUCCAACGUGCCGCUGCUGGCGGAGCUAAGCACGACGUCCAACGCCAUGCCCCCCGUCGAGCUGCCGGCCGACAUGAGUUUCUACACCACCACCGCCCCGAGCCCCGUCUACGACAGCAACAAUCACAAUGCCAGCAACAGUCACAGCAAUUUCAAUAACAGUUUCAAUAACAACAAUAGCGUCAUAUCGCCCCUCGAAGACGCCAGGCAGCAAGGCCAGGAGAGGACAAACGAGAGCAAUACCAGAUGACCAUGACGGACAUUCCAUUCCUAGGGAAAAACGGGAGAAGGGGAGUGGGGGUGGGGAGGGAAGAGAGGAGUAUGAAAAGAACAGAAAAAGAAAGGAAAUCAAACCGAGGGGUUUUUUUUUAUUACUUCUGUAAUGGAUAUUGUGAUAGCGAGUCCUUUUGGGGA